Messenger RNA from Pyricularia pennisetigena, 3843 nucleotides. RefSeq lists its product as uncharacterized. Bases 1 to 3843 code for a protein of 1280 amino acids. The record is from RefSeq and is a predicted model, not a curated record. NCBI's taxonomy places the organism in Eukaryota, Fungi, Ascomycota, Sordariomycetes, Magnaporthales, Pyriculariaceae. The transcript has 4 exons. Gene Ontology annotation, biological process: intracellular signal transduction. Gene Ontology annotation, molecular function: guanyl-nucleotide exchange factor activity.
AUGGCAGAAUAUCAGCAGCAUCGGAGACCGGGACCUGGCCAGGAGCAGCCACCUCGGUCACCCGAUUACGGCCGAUCCAACAACGACUUCCAACGCGAGGCCGCCUUUUCUAACAUAUUCGGCGCCGUCCCCGGGCCUGGUCGAUCGCACACCAUGACAUCGUCAUCUAUGCCCCCGCCCGAGCUCAUGCAACAGCAUCAGCAGCAAGCCCGAACACAGACGAUGGGAGGAGGAAUGCAGCGUCCGCCCCCGCCUAGGAUGCCUCAGGGUGGUCCUUACGGAGAUCAACCGAUGCCGCCCCGCAACAGGCCACCGAUGGAGGACCCUCGGAUGCAUCAGCAGCAAAACGGAUAUUAUCCGGGUCCGCAGCAGCGACCACCUCCCCAACAGGUUCCAUCACAACAAUAUCAACAACAGCAGCAGCAGCAACAAGCAAGACGCUACCUCGGCCAACAGCCACCGCCUCGCUUUGACUCUAGACCCCCGCCUCCCAUGAACGGCUAUAAUAAUGGUAUGAGACCUCCACCCCCAAGGUUUCACUCAGGAAGUGGUGGCCCUGGAGGUCCUCCGCCAGCGCUCAACUCGGACUCGUACCGAACCCAGAGUCUCGCGAGUGCCCCAAGACCCCAGAUGUAUCAUCCGCCUCCGAAUGCCUACCAGCAGUCGCCGGCAAAUGCUUUCCGUCAUGCACCUUACAAUGCUCCCGCCCCGAACCCGAACGCUCAUUCGGCCAGGACGACGGCGCAGGGUCGCGUUGUUCCCGACAGGCAUGAUGACCGUGCCAUGUCCAUGAGCGGAGGCUACUCGUCACACGACAGAGAUGCGCAUCAGACGAUGAGUGGACGCAUAAUACCGAACCGUAGGCCAGGCGCCCAGCCGACAGAUACUUCUCCGACAUACCAUGGUUUCGCGAAUGGAUAUACGCCGGCUCCCGGCUCACAAACAAGGACGACCAGCAUGGCUUCCUCCACCAGCGGCAGUAAUGAUAGAACCAUGUCUAUGGCAUCCACGAUAGCACCGUCCAUCGCCGCUAGUGACAAGACAGAUUCUAACACAUUGGUGCACCGCUCGUCGGUCGCGCGAUCCGUCGAGAGUGAGAGGCCUACGACGGCCAAGGUCCGACCACCGUUGGUAUACCCUGCGCUCUUGUCUCGCGUGGCCGAGUGUUUCAAGCAGAAAAUCAUUACCGGCGACAAGACGAAGAACGGCUUGACAUACAAGAACGCUUUUACAGGUAGCGAGGCAGUGGAUGUCCUUUCGUAUAUUAUUCGGACGACCGAUAGGAAUCUGGCUCUGCUUCUUGGUCGCGCUCUCGAUGCCCAAAAGUUCUUCCACGAUGUUACUUAUGAACACAGGCUACGCGACUCCUCGACGGAGAUGUACCAGUUCAAGGAGACCAUGACGGAAGAACAAGAGGAUGCGGGAACGUCAGUCAACGGUGUCUUUGUGCUGCUUUCCGAGUGCUAUUCGCCAACAUGUACCCGCGAUCAGCUGUGCUACAGCAUUGCGUGCCCUCGCCGUCUCGAACAGGUUUCCAGGUUGAAUCUGAAGAUGGGCCCAGGUCUGAAGGAUGAGUCUGCUCCAGUAGUCGGCGAGGACGACAUUGACCAAACGGACGAGCAGAAGCUCUGGAUCAACACUGUCCCCAAAGAGAUUGCCGAGCGUGUUAGCGACAAGGAGAAGAAACGCCAGGAGGUCAUAUCCGAGAUAUGCUACACCGAAAGGGACUUUGUCAAGGAUCUGGAGUACCUACGUGACUUUUGGAUCAAUCCUCUACGGUCCAAAAACUCUCCCAUUGCUGCACAUCGGAGAGAGGAGGUUGUGCGCAAAAUCUUCAGCAACAUUAUUGACCACCCUUCGAUCCACGGCGUCAGCUCUCGCUUUGCCAAGGCUCUUACGGACCGACAACAAAAGGACCCGGUUGUGUCUAAUAUUGGCGACAUCUUUAAGGAGUUCGUGCCUCAGUUCGAGCCGUUCAUCCUCUAUGGUUCCAAGCAGCUCGAGGCCAAGUUUGAGUUUGAGAAUGAGCGUUCGAACAACCCGCUAUUUGCACGAUUUGUGGACGAGAUUGAGAGGCGCAAGGAGUCGAGGAAACUGGAACUCAACGGUUACCUCACCAAGCCGACGACACGUCUGGCUAGAUACCCGCUUCUGUUGGAGAAUGUUUGCAAAUACACGGUGGACGACAGCUCGGAUAAGACGGACAUUCCCAAGGUCAUGAAGAUGAUCAAGGAUCUCCUGGCAAGAGUCAAUGCCGAGUCCGGAAAGGCUGAGAAUCGGUUCACUCUCAGGCGACUUAACGAGCAGCUCAAAUUCAGACCCAAUGAGAGGGUCGAUCUCAGACUGACGGAUGAGGGCAGAGAACUGGUGUUCAAGAGCCAGAUGAAGAAAUCUCCAACUGAUCCAGCAGACAUUACAGCAUUCUUGUUUGAUCAUGCCGUGUUAUUGGCACGCAUCAAGACUGUGGGCAAGGUUGAAGAGACCAAAGCGUACCGCAGGCCCAUUCCUCUUGAACUGCUGAUGAUCAAGGAGAUGGAGGAAGUCAUUCCAUCAACAGGGCCGAAAAGGUCUUCCAGCAGUUUGCUGCCGUUGAGAAGCGCCAACACAAGCACAAGCAAGUCGGAAGGAUGGCCUAUUACGUUCAAGCAUCUCGGCAAGGCCGGCUAUGAGUUGACUCUGUAUGCGACGAACCAGUCUGCACGCCAGAAGUGGCUAGAGUACAUUGCCGCAGCACAAGAACGGCUUAGGGCCCGGGCAGACUUUUUGAACAUGACAACAAUCUCGGCGGGCUUCUUUGGACCGGCCAACAAAGUCAACUGCUGCGUACCAUAUGACGGUGGCCGCAAGCUGGUCUACGGCACGGAUACAGGCAUCUUCAUCUCAGACCGCCGCUCUAGGACAGCAACCAACCCCAAGCGUGUCAUCGAGACGCAAAAUGUCACCCAAGUCGACGUGCUUGAGGAGUAUAACAUGCUACUGGUGCUCUCCAACAAGACACUGUACAACUAUCCUAUUUCUGCUCUCGAUUCGCCCGAGCCUUCGAGCAACAAAAAGGGUAAGAAGAUCCAGAGCCACUGCAUAUUCUUCCGGGCUGGCAUAUGCUUGGGCAGACACCUAGUCUGCUGCGUGAAAUGGUCGGCCAUCACCACCACAGUCAAGGUUUACGAACCAAACGACGCCAUGAGCAAGACACGGAAGCAGAAGGGGCUGGGUAAGAUGUUCAAUGCCGGGCAAGAUGAGCUCAAGGCCUUCAAGGAGUUCUACAUUCCAACCGAGACGACGAGCGUACACUUCCUCAAGUCGAAGCUCUGCGUGGCGUGUGCGCGUGGGUUCGAGGUGGUGGCUCUGGAGACGCUGGAGACGCAGUCACUACUCGACCAGGCAGACACGUCCCUCGACUUUGUGGCACGCAAGGAAGGGGUCAAGCCAAUUCACAUUGAGAGACUCAACGGCGAGUUCCUGCUCAACUACAGCGAAUUCUCGUUCUUUGUCAACCGCAACGGGUGGCGUGCUCGGCCUGGAUGGCGGAUCGACUGGGAGGGCACACCGCAAAGCUUCGCGCUCAGCUACCCCUGGAUCUUGGCGUUCGAGCCCAAUUUUAUAGAGCUCAGGCAUAUCGACACCGGGGCGGUGCACAUUGUGCCGCACCGAAACAUCAGGAUGCUUCACAGCAGCACGCACGAGAUCAUUUUUGCGUACGAGGACGAGAGGGGCGAGGACGUCGUCGAGGCGCUCGACUUCUGGAAAAGCCAGCGCAGGUCCGAGGUACCGACCAGUCCGGAACGAGCGGCUGCUGCGGCGACCGCCGCCUCAGAGGCAGGACCUGUGCCGAACCACAGGUAG